AACCAUCAAAUUUACUUCAAAAAGCAUAAACACAGCCUUCCAAAAAAAGCACAAACACAACAUUAUUAUGAAAGAAGAUUCACCACCCACCGUUUGUGUCACAGGAGCUGCCGGGUUCAUUGGCUCAUGGCUCGUUAUGAGACUUCUCGAACGUGGUUACAUUGUUCGUGCAACUGUUCGUGACCCUGGUGACAUGAAGAAAGUGAAACAUUUGUUAGAACUACCAAAAGCCGAAACAAACUUGACAUUAUGGAAGGCGGAUUUGACGCAACAAGGAAGCUUUGAUGAAGCCAUUGAAGGUUGUCAUGGGGUGUUUCAUGUGGCCACUCCUAUGGACUUCCAGUCUAAGGACCCUGAGAAUGAAAUCAUAAAGCCAACCAUUCAAGGUAUAUUAAGCAUCAUAAGGUCAUGUGCCAAAGCCAAAACAGUCAAGAAACUGGUCUACACCUCUUCUGCUGGAACCGUAAACGUGCAAGAAAAACAACUUCCAGUCUAUGAUGAGUCAAAUUGGAGCGAUUUGGACUUCAUUUACUCCAAAAAAAUGACUGCUUGGAUGUAUUUCGUAUCAAAAACAUUGGCAGAAAAAGCAGCAUGGGAAGCGACAAAGGAAAACAACAUUGAUUUCAUUAGUAUCAUACCGCCAUUAGUAGUUGGUCCGUUCAUCAAUCCUACAUUCCCUCCAAGCCUCAUUACUGCACUUUCUUUGAUUAAUGGUGAAGAAUCACAUUAUUCGAUAAUAAAACAAGGUCAAUAUGUGCAUUUGGAUGAUCUUUGUGAGUGUCAUAUAUAUCUCUAUGAGAACCCUAAAGCCGAAGGAAGAUAUAUUUGUUCUAAACAAGAUGCCACCAUCCAUCAACUAGCAAAAAUGAUCAAACAAAAAUGGCCAGAGUAUCAUGUUCCCACUCAGUUUGAAGGAAUCGAUGAUGAGCUACCGACAGUUUCUUUUUCAUCUAAGAAGUUAAUCGAUCUGGGGUUUGAGUUUAAGUAUGAUUUGGAGGACAUGUUUAAGGGAGCAAUUGAUAGUUGCAAAGAAAAAGGAUUUCUUCCCUAUUCCACAAAUGAAGUCAAGAAGGGACUGCUUGAAUCUCCUAUUGAGGAGAAUGUUCAGGGUCAGAAGGGGAACCAGAAAAUCAGCUAUGAAGGGAUGAAAUUAGUUAAUUGAUCAUCAAAUUUUAUUAUGGAUGUUGAAAUUCCAUAAUGAAUGUCUUUCUAUUGUUUGUUUGGCGACGGUGUGACAACUAUUGCGAAAAUAAUGUAACAUCUUGUAUUCAAAUAAUUACCGUCACUGCUAAACGUUACAGUAAAUCUGAAAUUUAUUGUUCACA
Messenger RNA from Erigeron canadensis, 1325 nucleotides. RefSeq names its product dihydroflavonol 4-reductase. Lineage: Eukaryota; Viridiplantae; Streptophyta; Magnoliopsida; Asterales; Asteraceae. Gene Ontology annotation, molecular function: dihydroflavanol 4-reductase activity. The record is from RefSeq and is a predicted model, not a curated record. The coding region runs from base 68 to 1162 and encodes 364 amino acids. The transcript is spliced from 6 exons. Gene Ontology annotation, biological process: anthocyanin-containing compound biosynthetic process.